CUGGCCUGCGCCUGCACUCGGCCCAACGGCGAAACUUUGCAGAGGCGGGCGUAAUGGACCCAACAAGCUCGCGUCGCUGUUCCCCUUAGCUAUUUCAUGAUGCCAAUACAGUGUUGUGGCAGAGCGUUGAGCAGCGCCGCAUUGUUCCUGUUGCUCUUGAUGGGCACCCGAAACUCGCGGACGUGUGGCGCAUCGACUGCCGGUCCUCGCGUCGUCGCCCUGCGGACGGGCGUAAUCCAACUCAGGUUCGUAGUAAACCCGUUGUAUGCGCACGAGAAUGUUUAAGACUGUCUGUCGCUCGAGGCGCAAACCCAACCGUCUUGGCAUUCAGCGCACGCACAUGUGUGUGCGCAGGAGCCACACGGAGCAGGCGGGAAUAGCGGGGCUAGCUGACAAUAUCACAAACAGUCCAUCGCGACGCUCGCUUGGUGGCGACGUGGCAAGGGGUCCCGAUCCUCGCGCCUUUGCUGCCUCGGCCUGGGGCAACGCGGCGACAGUUCAGGUGAGUGCCGAGUACCCGUGAUGGCGCGAACCGGCCCUGACCUUGCGUGACUCUGACACCGGCAAUCAUGCAAUCUUGGCAGUUGUACCUGUUCGGCUAUGACGAAGACAAUGGCGUCAUUGGUGACACACCAGCGGAGGUUGCAGCCGCAGCAGGGGUCGUCAACGCAGACGCCCUGCGUGCCGCGCUGGUGUCCUCGGGCGCCCGUGUGCUCUCCUACAUGCCCCCGAGCACUCUGCUGGUGGCGGCGACACCCCGCGUGGCGGCGGACUACGGACCCACCCACUGCUUGGCACCGGAGUGGCAGCCGCUGCUGCAACAGCUGGGGCCCGCCUCCGUCGCGUCCAAUUCCAGCGCCGCUGCGGCAGACGCGGCCGGGACCGGCACCAUUAGCCGGGACGCGCGACGCAGCCGGCAGCUGCAGCGGCAGCGCAACCAGCUGCUCCGCAACAUGGCCACGCUGGUGGCCGGCCCCGUUGACGGCACGGCCCCGCCGCCCCAGCAGCCUCCGCGCUACGGUGCCAUGGCGGAGCUACUAGGCGGCCUGUCGGACGCCGCCCUCAGUGCUGCAGAGAGGGACUGGCCGGGGGCUCUGGCCGCGGCCGUGGGAUCCACCGCCACGCCCACGGGCGCCGGCAGCGGCUGCUGGCCUGUGGUGCUGUCGAAGUCGGAUGAUGGCCCCGCUGCGGACGUGGCAGCAAAGAGGCUGAGCAGCCGGGCGGGGGCGGACAGCGACGCCAGCCAGGGGCUGCGGGUUUACCUGUGCGAGCAGGACCUGCCGGCAGGUGUGAUGUGGCUGGCGGCGCAGCCAGUGGUCCGCUGGGUGGAGCCGCAGCUGCGGCCGCAGAGCCGCAACGCCGUGUCGUCAAUCCUGUUGCAGACGGGCGGCAUGACGCAGGCGCAGUACGAUGACCCCAUGGCAGCCAGCAACCGGCCGUUCUGGGACGCCGGCCUGGAUGGGGAGGGCGAGGUGGUCGGGGUGGGUGACACCGGCCUCGACCUGGACCACUGCUUCUAUGCGGAUCCGCGCUUCAGCAAUUAUGCGGCGCUGCUGAAGGGCGCACCGCGCCGCUUCCGCACGCCCGCACACCGCAAGGUUGUGCAGUACGUGGUUUUCAAAGGGGCCAAGUUCGGCGACGACGGUGACGGCCACGGCACGCACGUGUGUGGAUCAGUGGCGGGCGCGGCCAUGCCUGUAGACGGCAACGGCACAUCUGACUUUGUGCUCCAGUUUGGCACUGGCGGCGCGCCGCGCGCCCGCCUCACCUUCAAUGACAUCGGCGGCACUGGCGGCAAUCUAAUCAACAUUGACAAUGUGGACGAGCUAUAUCUCCCGUUUCACAAGAACGUGGGCGCCGCUAUCACAAGCGACAGCUGGGGGCCGAUGUGGAGCAACUACGACGGCCUGGCUCGCCGCUUCGAUUCCUUCCUGUGGCGGAACCCCGACAUGACCUCAUUCAUCGCCGCUGGCAACUCCGGCGAUGACAACACGCGAGUGGGCGGCACAGUGGACUCACCCGCCAACGCCAAGAACGUCGUGGGUGUGGGUGUGGGUUACAAGUACCCCGCCGGCGUGUCCUUCGCCACCCUCCUCAAGAUCCGCGGCUACCAGCCCAGCAGCGCCGGUGACGUGCGACUGUUUGAUCUGGCGCUGCAACCGGCGGAGACCGGCGGGCUGCCGUACCUUAGCUCCGUGGUGUCCGCAACAAGCGAGACACUGGUGGGCGUGUCAACGCCCAUCGACGCCUGUGAGCCGCUGUACCCGGAGGCACUGGCGCAUGUCCCUGGGCGUGUGGUUUUGGUGUCGUACAGUGACCGCUGCGAUGUGGACACGCGCGCACGCAACCUGCAGGAUGCGGGCGCAGCUGCCAUGAUGAUGAUCCACCACAGUCCCAACAUGGAGUACACCGAGUCUCCACCGCUGUCCAACUCCGACGGACCGGCCAUCCGCAUCCCAGUGUCGUCCAUUCCCCAGGUGAUGGGUGGCUGGCUGGUGGGCAACGUCACGGCGGGCGUGGAGCUGAGGCUGACGUGGCAGGACUACCCGCAGUCGGUGGGUGACGUGGUGCGGUGGAGCGGUUACGGCCCCACCCGGGAUGGCCGCAUCAAGCCCGACGUCAUCGCGCCCGGCUACGACAUCGUUAGCGCCAAGGCUGUGGACGGUAUCACAGGUGGGCAGUGUAACGACGAGACGCAGGAAAUGAGCGGCACUUCCAUGGCCACACCACUGGCGGCCGGCUCGGCGGCCCUGCUGCGCCAAUACCUCAGGUCUGGCUUCUACCCGGGCGGCUGGCCCGACACGCAGGACUCGGCACCCUUCAAGCCGUCCGGCAUACUGGUCAAGGCCUUGGUCAUUGCGGGGGCCAAGUCGCUGCAGGGUGGCUGGGCGCUCCAGGUGGCACGGCUCCUGUCCACCGCCCCCGACUACUACCAGGGCUGGGGGCGCCUGAACCUGCUCACGACCCUGCCGCUGCGCCCGCCGCCCAGCAGCCCCGCCGCAGCCAGUCUGGCCGUCACGGGCGCCAGCGACGACCGUGUGCGGCUGCAGGUGGCUGACUAUGGGUCCUUCACGGAGACCGGUCAGGAGGAGGUGUUGCCCGGACUCACCGCCACUGGCACUGGGCCAAUCGCCAUCGUGCUCGUUUGGUACGACUACCCAGCCAACGAGAAUACCGACGGCUACAUUGUGAAUGAUCUGGACCUGUUGGUGACGGUGGCGGAGGCGGGCGGCACCGGCACAGAGCGGCGCGUGUGGGGCAACAACCCGGAGGAUGCAGCUGACCCGGUGCCAGACCGACUCAACACCGUUGAGCGGGUGUUGCUGACGGCGCCGCCGGCCGGCCUGCAGCUGACCAUCCGCGUGCGGGCGGCCAACCUGCCGUCGCGGCUGCUGAGCGGACCCGAUGCCGCGCUGCCGCAGCGCUGGGCGGUGGUGGCCCUCGGGCACCUGACUGGCACCUUGGAGACGCCGCUCAACCCAGCGUACGUCCUUACCAUGCCGAGCACACGCGCCAAGCCACCGCCACCCGCUGCCCGACCGACCGGCCCUCUGGACAGCCGUCCAGCCGACACCUCCCCAUCCGACCGGAGCCCAGCUGGCAGCCCUGCCCCUGCCCCCAUGCCCACGCCUGCCCCAGUUCUUUCGGACCUGCCGUUGCCCUCCGCUUCGCCUAAGCUCCCGCCAGCGGCAGCCUCACCCCCCAAGGGCGAUGUCGGCCCGGCGCCGAGUUACGCACCCUCACGCGAGCAGCAGCGUGUCAACACGCCGGAGGAAGAGACGCGGCCGAGCGCGGGCGAUGGGAAGCAGCAGGAGCAGCGCCUGACUCCUGUGGCCGACGUGUCGCCUGUUCCGGCAGAGGUCAGCAUGGUUCCAGGUGGCAGCGGGAAUGCGCCGGCACCUGAACGUGCCAGUUCCGGCACGGAUAGUGGCAGUGAUGGGAUAGGCGGCAGCAGCGGCAGCAGCAGCGGCAGCAGCAGCGGCAGCAGCAGCGGCAGCAGCAGCAAGGCGCCAGUGCUAGUGGCGGCAGUUGUAGCCGCAACCGCCUCAGUUGCCUUGAUAGCGGCAGUGGCAGUGGUGGUGUCGCGCUGGCGGCGCGCGACACUGCAAUCGAAUGUGAGGGUCGUCCCAGUGACGGCAGCAAUAGAACAAGGGCCGAUGAGCCUGCCCGAGGAGGGGGCUGGGCCGCCCACAAGGCCACCCCAGCCGGUCAUGAUGGGCGGUUGGGUGACCUUUGCCAGCGAGAGCGGCGGCUUGUAACGUGCUCGUGGAGAACGUAGGUUAUUCUUAUCGUGUGUUUUGUGUGUGUGUGUGUGUGUGUGUGUGUGUGUGUGUGUGUGUGUAUGCGCGCGCGUGAAUGAAACUUCAGCGUGCUUUUAUGCCUAGGCGCCGCUCGGCUGGAAGGAAGCCGGUGCCGGUGGCUUAGGCGUUUGUUUUGCAGGACUGGCGUGUUUUGCCGUUGGGGAUGCCCCUUCCAUCAUUUAUCGCUGCGCUCCAUUGCCGCUUUGUUGAUUAAUCAGGCCUUGCGUACGUGCAAUGGUCGAGUGGGUUGCUAUGCUGCAGGGGAGCCUCAUGGGCCGCAUGGACAGACCUUGGGAGUAUAUAUACGCGCCUGGUAAGCGUGCUUUGCACGGCGCUGCUGUAUAGCUGGUGACAAUGCAUGUUACGUGUGAUCAUACGCUGGAUGAACAAGCACGCAUCUGCUGACGUACAUCUGGCUAGACGCCAGGGAGGAGCGAGUUGAAGUGCAUGUACAUAGUAUGGUUGUAUAAUACAGUUAUGUCGCGGUGGUAGCUUGACAUAUGGUGACUCACGCACAUGGCCUGCCGGCUGCGGUAGUGAGACGGUUUCGAAUGUUAUUGUCUGAUGGAGGACUGGGGCGCACUGGGGCGCGGUAAGGAGCCUACCGGUAUAGGAAGGCCACUCAGGAAUUAAUGUUUGUAUGGGUCGUGCCUCAUGCCCUGGGGGCAUGGAUGCUUUUGGCCUGGAGCUAACACCAGUAGAGCCCAGCUGAGCCUGACUGAUGGCGGUGCUUCACUGCUUGACUGCUGGCAGCUGUGCGAUGAGGGGACGUGCGCAAUGCACUGGAAGGACAACAAAUUAUGCUUGACAACGGCGGGCCGCCUGCACAAGGCCGGCUCCUCUUAACCCAACGUUCCAACAACGUUCCAACAAGACCCCAAAAAAUAGAUUAACCUUCAUCCUGGGACAGCUCCAACUAACGCCCAACUAACGCCGAACGAACUCGUGCACGGCACCCCCACCCCCCUCAGCUGCGGUUGGGUGUCGGUAGCUGCCGCGGCUGGGAGCUGGUAGUUGUACGGUGGGCCGGCUGGGAAGCUGCCGAGCCUGGGGGCACGCACACAGGUCGUUGGCAUGAGUCGGGUAGCUGUACGGCUGGGAGCUGGAAGUUGCGCGGGAGACCCGCUGCGAAGCGACAUGAGUGCAUAGGUGUACGGCGGAGGUCAGGGGGUGGUGGCUGGCGGUUGGCGUGGCGCACGAGUGGGAGCUGGCAGUUGCAUGUGGUGCCGGCUGGGAAGCUGCGUGUGAGCUGCGUGUAAACUCAGAUGGGA
Messenger RNA from Chlamydomonas reinhardtii, 5572 nucleotides. RefSeq lists its product as uncharacterized. The record is from RefSeq and is a predicted model, not a curated record. The transcript is spliced from 23 exons. Gene Ontology annotation, molecular function: serine-type endopeptidase activity. Bases 570 to 4259 code for a protein of 1229 amino acids. NCBI's taxonomy places the organism in Eukaryota, Viridiplantae, Chlorophyta, Chlorophyceae, Chlamydomonadales, Chlamydomonadaceae. Gene Ontology annotation, biological process: proteolysis.